AUGUACGCUGUCGAGGAUAGACAUCAUCCCGUCCCACCUCCGCUCUCAAUGGAUCGCAUCUCUGCUCCGUCCGUCCAGUACCCGUCGGGGCCCAACUCGCUACGGCAAUCCGACCAUUUGGCACCAGUGACGAACUACCAAGACGGUCGCUCAUGGUCAUUACAAGUGGUACAGCAGCCGAUCCGGGCUCGUAUGUGUGGAUUUGGUGACAAGGACCGAAGACCUAUCACUCCUCCACCAUGUAUUCGUCUAAUUGUGCGCGACGCGCAAACCGAUAAGGAAAUCGAUAUCAAUGAGAUCGAUACAUCAUUCUACGUGCUCACUGUCGAUCUGUGGAAUGCCGACGGUACCAACGAAGUCAAUCUCGUCAAGCAUUCCGCCACCUCACCCUCCAUCUCUACCGCCAUGUCCUCCUCAUAUCCUCCUCCGCCCCAGAGCGUAUCUCCAACCUACCCCGGUUACAACCAGAACCAGUACCCCGUGGGCUACCCCUCACAGAUGAACAACUACUACGGUGGUCAGCAGGUGGCCUACCAAAAUCAAUACGGUCAGCCAGUGACGUACCCACAAUACUACGCCGGUGGUCAAAUGCCACCCGCCAGUGCUUUCCGGUUGACGGACCCAGACAACAAAAUAGGGGUGUGGUUUAUCCUGCAAGAUUUGAGUGUACGGACAGAAGGUACUUUCCGCCUGAAAAUGAGCUUCGUUGACGUGGGCACCUCGUCUACGGAAACCCCCAACGGCACCCCAGUCAUCAAUCACGGGACUGCACCCGUCCUGGCGUCGGUUUUCUCCGAACCCUUUCAGGUCUUCUCUGCUAAGAAGUUCCCUGGUGUUAUUGAAAGCACCCAGCUUAGCAAAUGCUUUGCGCUACAGGGUAUCAAGAUCCCCAUUCGCAAGGACGGAGUAAAGGGACCUCGCCGAGGUGGAGAUGGCGAUGACGAUGAUGAAGGCGACUAUUAA
Molecule: messenger RNA, 963 nt
Organism: Penicillium coprophilum
Lineage: Eukaryota; Fungi; Ascomycota; Eurotiomycetes; Eurotiales; Aspergillaceae
Product: velvet factor family protein
Exons: 5
Coding region: 1-963 (320 amino acids)
Source: RefSeq, a predicted model, not a curated record